Lemur catta (Ring-tailed lemur) is the source of this 300-nucleotide messenger RNA. RefSeq names its product late cornified envelope protein 2A (gene LCE7A). Bases 1 to 300 code for a protein of 99 amino acids. The transcript has a single exon. NCBI's taxonomy places the organism in Eukaryota, Metazoa, Chordata, Mammalia, Primates, Lemuridae. The record is from RefSeq and is a predicted model, not a curated record.
AUGUCUUACCAGCAAAAGCAGCAGAAGUGCCAGCUCCCUGCCAAGUCCCUCCCCAAAUAUCCACCCAAGUGCCUCCCUCAGGGCUCUCAGGCUCCUGCUUCAUGUCCAGCCCCAUGCCCGCCUCCAGCCACCUCCUGCUGUGUUCCCACCUGCUGUGUUUCUGGCUUCGGAGUCAGCUGCUCUCCAGUUUCUCACCGGUUUCCAAGCGUCUACCUGUGCCAGCCCCAGCAUCCAGACUGCUGUGAGGACGAGUCCUUCGGAUGCUCCAGUUAUUGCCAUUGCUAUGGGGGCUGCAGCUGA